Perognathus longimembris pacificus (Pacific pocket mouse) is the source of this 2226-nucleotide messenger RNA. RefSeq names its product basic proline-rich protein-like. The transcript has 2 exons. NCBI's taxonomy places the organism in Eukaryota, Metazoa, Chordata, Mammalia, Rodentia, Heteromyidae. Bases 1 to 2226 code for a protein of 741 amino acids. The record is from RefSeq and is a predicted model, not a curated record.
AUGCUCACCGGGCCCGCCGCGUCCCCGCGCCUCGCGCGUAGGCCCCGCCCCCGCGCCGCCGACGUGAGGACGCCCCUGCGUCCGGAGACGCGGCGCGCCCUCGGCGUCUGCGCCGACGACCGGCCCUGCCCGGGGGGUGGCGGGGUGGGGAGCGCCCGCCCGCCCGCCGGCCACGGGCCCCGCGCGGAGCGCACCCACGUGGUGCCCGGGAGCCUCGAGCCUGGCAGCCAUGCUCCGCCCAGGGCCGUCGGGCCCCGCCGCCCGGGUCCGUGCCCGCCUGGCGGGCUCUGCCCCGCGCCUCGCCGCGCGGCCCUCACCCCCGGUGGGCGCUCCCGCCCUCCUCCCCCCCCCCCCCCACGGGCCCGGCCCCUCGAGGAGGAUCCGAAUCAAGGCCCCGGGCAGGGACUGACGCUCCCCAUGCCAGGGGACGGCAGGGCGCAGACCCCCAGGACCGCCCACGCCCCGGGUCGAGGUGCCCGCGCCGUGGCCCCCAGCCCGGGCCUGGCUCUUGGAUCUCCGCUUGGAUUCUGCGGGCGGCCGUCACUGGCGGGGACCGGCGAGGUUCCGGGCGGUGCCGGCCGCCCUCCUGCUCCUGGGCGGGCAGGUGGAGUCGCGUCGGCCCCGGUGUCCGCGAGGCCGGAGGAGGCGGGUGCAGCCAUGGGUGGGCGGCCCAGACCUGAGAAACCCGGCGAGGCGCAGCUGAGGGUGGGAAGGGCUUUAUGUACACCUAAGACCCAGAGCCGGGGCGGCCCCACCGCCCCGCGCCGGCCGGCCACUCCCUGGUCCCGGGCCGGUGGCCCCGCGCCCAGCCCCGACCUCCGCGCCUUGCCUGGCUACUCCUCCUCCCCGCAGGCCCCGAGCCUCCCCACAGGCCUCCGACCUCCCCGCAGGCCUCCGACCUCCCCGCAGGCCCCGAGCCUCCCCGCAGGCCUCCGACCUCCCCGCAGGCCUCAGACCUCCCCGCAGGCCUCCGACCUCCCCGCAGGCCCCGAGCCUCCCCGCAGGCCUCCGACCUCCCCGCAGGCCCCGAACCUCCCCCGCAGGCUUCAGACCUCCCCGCAGGCCUCCGACCUCCCCGCAGGCUUCAGACCUCCCCGCAGGCCUCCGACCUCCCCGCAGGCCUCCAGCCUCCCCGCAGGCCUCCGACCUCCCCGCAGGCCUCCCGCCUCCCCGCAGGCCUCAGACCUCCCCGCAGGCCCCGAACCUCCCCACAGGCUUCAGACCUCCCCGCAGGCUUCAGGCCUCCCCGCAGGCCUCCGACCUCCCCGCAGGCCUCCAGCCUCCCCGCAGGCCUCCGACCUCCCCGCAGGCCUCCGACCUCCCCGCAGGCCCCGAGCCUCCCCGCAGGCCUCCGGCCUCCCCGCAGGCCUCCGGCCUCCCGCAGGCCUCGGCCUCCCCGCAGGCCUCCGGCCUCCCCGCAGGCCUCCGACCUCCCGCAGGCCUCCCGCCUCCCCGCAGGCCCCGAACCUCCCCGCAGGCCCCGAACCUCCCCGCAGGCUUCAGGCCUCCCCGCAAGCCUCCCGCCUCCCUGCAGGCCCCGAACCUCCCCGCAGGCCCCGAGCCUCCCCGCAGGCCCCAAACCUCCCCGCAGGCCCCGAGCCUCCCCGCAGGCCCCGAGCCUCCCCGCAGGCCUCGAGCCUCCCCGCAGGCCUCAGACCUCCCCGCAGGCCUCCGACCUCCCCGCAGACCCCGAGCCUCCCCGCAGGCCUCCCGCCUCCCUGCAGGCCCCAAACCUCCCCGCAGGCUUCAGACCUCCCCCGCAGGCCCCGAACCUCCCCGCAGGCUUCAGACCUCCCCGCAGGCCUCCGACCUCCCCGCAGGCCUCCGACCUCCCCGCAGGCCUCCGACCUCCCCGCAGGCCCCGAACCUCCCCGCAGGCUUCAGACCUCCCCGCAGGCCUCCGACCUCCCCGCAGGCCCCGAGCCUCCCCGCAGGCCUCGAGCCUCCCCGCAGGCUUCAGACCUCCCCGCAGGCCUCCGACCUCCCCGCAGGCCUCCAGCCUCCCCGCAGGCCUCCGACCUCCCCGCAGGCCUCCGACCUCCCCGCAGGCCUCCGACCUCCCCGCAGGCCUCCGACCUCCCCGCAGGCCUCCAGCCUCCCCGCAGGCCUCCGACCUCCCCGCAGGCCUCCGGCUCCGGGCUGGCUCUGCAGGCCCUGCCUGCUUCUCCUCCUUCCUCCCCACCCCCCGUGCUCUGCCCCCUCCAGCUGCUGGGCCCCCCCCCAUAG